This is a messenger RNA of Micromonas commoda, 1443 nucleotides long. Its product is annotated as galactokinase. The transcript has a single exon. Gene Ontology annotation, biological process: galactose metabolic process; carbohydrate phosphorylation. Gene Ontology annotation, cellular component: cytosol; cytoplasm. NCBI's taxonomy places the organism in Eukaryota, Viridiplantae, Chlorophyta, Mamiellophyceae, Mamiellales, Mamiellaceae. Gene Ontology annotation, molecular function: ATP binding; galactokinase activity. Bases 1 to 1443 code for a protein of 480 amino acids. The record is from RefSeq and is a predicted model, not a curated record.
AUGAGCGAGAUUCCUGUCGUGAAUGACAUCAAGGUUGUGUACGGUGAGCAACUCGGCGAUGCGGAAGAGCGCUAUGCCAGGCUCAUCGCCACCUUCGAGGAGCAGUACGGGGGCAAACCCGAUUUGUUGGCUCGCUCCCCCGGGCGCGUGAACCUGAUUGGCGAGCACAUUGAUUAUGAGGGUUACAGCGUCCUGCCUAUGGCUCUCGCCCUGGAUACUAUCGUUGCCGUGAAAGUGGACGCAGGUUCUGACAAGCUGGUCGUUUCGAACACAAACCCGGAGUACACCACGAAAGAGUUCAGCACUGACCCGAGUCAGCAAGUUGACACCGCGAGCCUGCACUGGACAAACUAUUGCAUGUGCGGCUAUAAAGGCGUCUUCGAUUUUCUCGGGGAAGCUGGAAAGGCCCUGCCGGAAGCAAUCGGACUGAAAAUCAUGGUGGACGGGCGUGUUCCCACAGGAAGUGGAUUGAGUAGCUCUUCAGCUCUCACUUGCGCCACCGCUGUGGCUGUAAUGGCUGCUCACAACCUCGCGUUCACAAAAGCAGAAGUGGCUGACUUCACCUGCAAGUGCGAGAGGCACAGUGGGACACAAUCUGGCGGCAUGGAUCAGGCGAUUAGCAUCAUGGGUCAAGUCGGAGUCGCCAAACUUGUUGAUUUCAAUCCAGUGCGUGCCAGUGACGUCAAACUGCCGAAGGGAUCGGCGUUUCUCAUCGGCAACUGCCUUGCCGUCAGCAACAAGGCGGAGACGGCGCACGAGCGCUACAACCUUCGCGUCAUGGAGUGUCGACUAGCUUCAAUCGUCCUUGCCAUGGAGCUCGGUGUCGCUCAAGCAGAGGCCCUUGAGUUCUCGACACUUUUGCAGGUUCAGAAGCUCACAGGGAAUCUCGAAGAGUCUGAGAAGGCUGCGGACAAGCUCCUUCAUGACGGAGCAUACACAAAGGUUGAACUCGAGGAAAAGCUUGGCAAAUCUUUGGAUGAUCUUUUCAAAGACUCGCCAGCUUCUCUUCUUGUGCUUCAACACAACACCAAGGGAUUCAAGCUUCAUGAUAGAGCCGUGCACGUGUAUUCUGAGGCUGCGCGUGUUCACAAAUUUUCAGACGAGUGUGCGGCAAAUCCUUCGCUCCAAAGGCUCGGCGAGCUCAUGAACGCGAGCCACGAAUCUUGCCGCAAGUUCUACGAGUGCUCCUGCCAAGAGUUGGAUGAGUUGGUCGAGGCCUUCAGGUCUUGUGGAGCUAUUGGAGCACGUCUGACUGGUGCUGGAUGGGGUGGUUGUGCCGUUGCUCUGGUGGAGCUAGAUAUGGUGGAUUCCGUGUUGUCUCGAGUGAAAGACAUGUUCUUCAAGGCUCGAAUUGAUAGUGGCAGGCUCCUCGAAGGUGGGAUCUCCGAGGUGCUGUUCGCUUCUCUUCCUUCAAGUGGAGCGGCUAUCCUGAAGGGAAUUUGA